Molecule: messenger RNA, 321 nt
Organism: Glycine soja
Lineage: Eukaryota; Viridiplantae; Streptophyta; Magnoliopsida; Fabales; Fabaceae
Product: loricrin-like
Exons: 2
Coding region: 1-321 (106 amino acids)
Source: RefSeq, a predicted model, not a curated record
AUGGUGACAACAAUUGUAAUGAUGAUGAUGUCAACUGCAAUGGUGACAAUAGAGAUAUCAAUAGCGGUGGUGGUGGAGGUGACAUUGGUGGCGAUGGCAGUCAAUGAUAACGAUGUUGGUGGUGGUGGUGGUGGCGAUGCUAGUGGUGGUGAUAAAGGUGGUAUUAGUGGUGGUGGUAGUUGUAGCAAUCUCGGUGGUUUUGGUGGGGGUGACAAAGGUGGUAUUGUUGAUAGUGGUGGUGGUAGUGACAAUGACAAUGGUGAUGACAGUGACAUUGAUGGUGGUGGUAGCAAUGUCUACGACAACAAUGGUGGUAGUUGA